CCCUUGCCCAACCAAGCCGCCCCAUCUUGCGGCUCUCCCCGGGCGGCGCAGCGGGCGGCGGCAGUCUCGGGCGACGUUUGCCAUGUCUGAUCAGCUCUCCUACCCAGACCUGGUGCUGGACCCGUCGAUUCGGGACUGGGUGCUCAUUCCCAUCUUUGUCAUCAUGUUCCUGAUGGGCAUCCUGCGCAAUAACGUCACGAAAAUGAUGCGGUCGAGCGAGAAGACCAAGCGCGACACGGUGCAGCAGAACAACUUGCUGAUGCGCGCGCGGCGCCUGCGAGCCAACGCGGGGUGGGUGCCCGCUGCGGCGUUUGCAGCGCGCAAACACCAUUUCUGUGACAAGGAGAAGGGCCUGUUGAUGCAGAAGCAGGACGCGCCCAACCCGAUGGCCGCCAUGUCGGACCCGAACAUGAUGAGCAAGAUGAUGCAGGGCAACAUGGCGAUGAUGGUGCCGCAGAUGCUGAUGAUGGUGAUCAUCCCGCACUUCUUCUCUGGCUUCGUGCUGGGCAAGAUUCCCUUCCCGCUCACCCCCUCCUUCAAAGGGAUGCUCCAGCGUGGGGUGAACCUGUCGACGCUCGACACCGCCUACAUCACCUCGAUGUCAUGGUACAUCCUCGCAAUGUUUGGCAUGCGCGGCCUCUACUCGAUCGUGCUCGGCGCCGGCUCAACGACAGAUGACUCUGCGCUCAUGCAGCAGCAGAUGGGCAUGGCGGCAGGCGGCGGCCAGCCGGGGCAGCAGCCCGAUUACAACAAGCUCUACGCGACCGAGGCGGAGAACCUGCAGAUCACCGAGCACAAGUUCCACCUCUCUGCUGCGGAGGAGAAGCUGCUUCGCGGCGGCAAAGCCGAUGGCGUGACAGCCAGGGGCAAGGCGAAGCGCGCGUGAAGAGGACUUUGCCGACCAGCCUGGCGGAAAGCCGUCGACCGCAUGGUCGUACGGCUCGUGUUGCUGCUGGUACACUGCGGCUCUCUCGCGGUUCUCCCGUUAUUUGUGUCGAGCUGCAACUCGCUGUCGUCGGCUGUCGCUUUCGCUUUUUGGCUUUUCCCCCUCCCUGUAUAUGUUUAUCUUCACACUC
Molecule: messenger RNA, 1076 nt
Organism: Emiliania huxleyi CCMP1516
Lineage: Eukaryota; Haptophyta; Isochrysidales; Noelaerhabdaceae
Exons: 4
Coding region: 83-886 (267 amino acids)
Biological process (GO): protein folding in endoplasmic reticulum
Cellular component (GO): EMC complex; membrane
Source: RefSeq, a predicted model, not a curated record